Actinia tenebrosa (Australian red waratah sea anemone) is the source of this 1309-nucleotide messenger RNA. Its product is annotated as monoglyceride lipase. NCBI's taxonomy places the organism in Eukaryota, Metazoa, Cnidaria, Anthozoa, Actiniaria, Actiniidae. The record is from RefSeq and is a predicted model, not a curated record.
GCGCCAGUAAUCCAAGUCCCAAAGUAAAUAAUCAAGAAAAUGUGAACAUUAUUUUACGUAAAACCAAGAAACUAAAAGUUAAACCUAAAGAUUUCGUGGAAAACAGACAAAAAUUUAUGCAGCGAAAUGAUUGAAAUGACGUAACUCGUAUGACGUAACAGGUCCUCAUUAGUCAAAGAAGGACUAAACGUAGCAUGACAAGUGUAGUGUUGGUUGAGGACAGAAUGGUGGACCAGAAAAAUAUCACACCUGUUUUAUCGGUUAACACUGUUGAAGGCUCCUUUAAAAACAAAGAUGGGCUGGUAUUAUUUACGAGGCAGUGGAGAACAAACAAAGAGGAGCCAACAGCUYUGAUAUUUAUAAGCCAUGGCUUUGGCGAGCAUUCUGGACGGUAUAGCGACUUCCUUGUACCUGCUUUGGUUGCAGAAGGAUUUCUGGUCUUUUCUCAUGAUCAUGUUGGUCAUGGUCAGAGUGAUGGGGAGCGAGCCCAGAUAGACAGUUUUGAGACAUAUGUUAGAGAUGUUUACCAGCACAUUGAUGAAAUGGCAGCAAAAUAUCCAUCACUACCAGUUUUCCUGUUUGGCCAUUCCAUGGGAGGUGCUAUUGCAAUCUUAACUGCAAUGGAAAGACCAAAGUUUUUUACUGGGGUGGUGCUAAGUGCUCCAGCAAUCGAGUUAGAUCCAAAAUCAGAUACAAAAUGCAUGCGCUGUCUAGGAAGGCUGUUGUUACAUAUUGCACCUUCAACUCAAGUUAUCGCAGCAAUUGAUCCUGCUGUAACCUGCCGUAAUAGUGAUAAGGUGGAGGAGUAUAGAACUGACCUCCUUGUAUGGCACGAAGGAAUAAAGGUUGGAUGGGGAUUAGCAUUAGCACACGCUGUGGACAAAAUUCAAGCAAACAUAGCGAACAUAGAUUGGCCCUUCAUUGUCUUACACGGUAGUGCUGAUAAUCUUACAAUGGUGGAUGGAUCAGUUCAGUUAGAACAAGUGGCUAAAAGUAGUGACAAAACAAUUAAGAUUUACGAGGGCUACUACCAUGAAUUACUGAAUGAACCACGUAAGUAUUCUGAAGUCGUGAAAAGUGAUAUUAUCGAGUGGUUAAGGAAAAGGCUGCCUGGUGGAGAACUUUAUUAAGAAAUUCAGCCAAAUAGAAACCAUUUUGCAGGAUCCAUCUCAUAAUGCAUGGUUUGCAAUAAAAAAAACCUUAUCAGUAUUGUCCAAAAAUUAUUCAUAUCCCCCACCCCCCACCACAGAAGAAUUUGGAAUUUCCGAGGGGUAGGGGAGUCAGAGAAAGAGCAAAAUUACAGAGUUCG